AUGGAGGUUUAUUGUGAUCAGGCCUGGACUCUUCUCGCUCGGUUUUCAAACAGUGACACCAAAAACUGGAUGAUUGACUCAGGAUACUGGUGGUACGACAGUACUGAAGCUGCAGGAGAAGCCGCUGAUCCGUCCCACAACGCGGACAUGAUAUCGCCAGCGUUCUGGCUGGUCAGUGGCAGUGAGCUUAAGAUCACGCGCAGUGAUGACUCUGGACACACUCCUUUGUUGCAAACAAUAGGGAACUGUCUGAGCGGGCAGACAUUUCGCUCUAAAAUCACUAGCUAUGGUGACUUCAGAAACGGUUCAGUUUGGUCCGAUAAAAAGUGCCUGGGAAAAUACAAAGUUCAAUAUGGUGGACAGUACCUAACAACUGAGGGCUUCGGACAGGCUUCAUGCAGCGGUGACCUGCGCGCUGCUGAUGAGGUAAGCUUCUGGUGUGGCUGGGACUGGAGCGGUUCUGUGAUCAUGAUUGGAGGAGGCGGGAUAAAUUGUUCAGAAACCGACCACGGAAUUGGAAUAACGGUGGCGAAACCUCCCUCUUUUAAAAUGAUGGAAGAUAACAGAAAGGAAGCUGACUUUGGUAACAAGGGAUGGGGUUUGAAAACUAAACAUUACUCAUUGAAUUUGUGGAUUCAUUGAUUCAUGCAAUGUUGUAUUGAUUUGCUUUGAAGUUUUUCACUUUUAAUUUUGUGAUGUGUGAAAUGCUGUUUAGAGGGUUUUUAUUUAUUUAAU
Messenger RNA from Stylophora pistillata, 735 nucleotides. RefSeq lists its product as uncharacterized. Gene Ontology annotation, molecular function: oligosaccharide binding. The record is from RefSeq and is a predicted model, not a curated record. Lineage: Eukaryota; Metazoa; Cnidaria; Anthozoa; Scleractinia; Pocilloporidae.